Messenger RNA from Rotaria sp. Silwood2, 1338 nucleotides. The record is from the annotation of a GenBank genome assembly. Lineage: Eukaryota; Metazoa; Rotifera; Eurotatoria; Philodinida; Philodinidae.
AUGUAUAAAUUAAUUAUAAUUUUUAUAUAUAUCCUUCGUGUUUUUGUAUAUUCAUCUAAAUCUCAACAUCCAGGUCAUCUAAAACCAUUUGGUUCUUCUGGUCCAUUUAAAAAACUAGAUGAAUUAACAGAUGGUUUUCCUGAUCCAAUAAUAUUUUUUAAUAAAUAUGUUUCAAAAUCACAUCCUGUUCUUUUUCGUCAAGCUAUUAUUAAUGAUAUUCAUUUAUCACUAUGGGAUAAAGAUGAAAAUAUAAAUAAAAUAUUUUAUAAAAAUAAUGACAUAGUUCAUGUUGAAACACGUAAAAAAGAAAGUCGAAAACAAGAUAUUUUAACAAUGACAAUGACUGAAUUUUUAAAACGAUAUCAACAUGAAGAACUUUAUCUUGUUGAAGAAGUACCAAAUUUAUUAAGACCUUAUUUUACUUUACCUACAUCUCUUCAAUGUGAACCAGCUAUAGAUUCAUUUCAAGUUGCUAUGUUUUGGUAUAGUUCAGGCAAUACUUCAUCUGUUAUACAUACAGAUGAUUAUGAUAAUAUUAAUUGUGUUUUACAAGGCGAUAAACAAUUUAUUCUUGUCGAUCCACAUGUACACAAAGAAGUUGCUUCCGAGAUUAUUGAUGUUUAUUCAGGUUCAUAUUCAUCGAUUGAUGUUGAUAGUGUUGAUUAUAACAAAUAUCCUUCACUUGAUGAUAAUGUCUAUUAUUAUAAAGUUAAUUUAAGUAAAGGUGAUUGUUUAUUUUUACCUGCCUUAUGGGUUCAUCAAGUUCGUUCGACUAAUCGUAAUGUAGCUAUUAAUUAUUGGCUUAAUCAUGACCGAGCUAAAAAUGCUGUUGUUAAUCAAACUACUUGUCUAUUAAAAAAUAAAUCAGAUUUCAUGAGACUUGAUACAAUACAAUGGCCAAAAGAAGAAUCACAUAUUGAAUAUUUAAAAAAAUUUAUGCUUGAUCUUGUUGAUGAAGAAGAAAUAAGUUUUAAGCAAUGGACAAUUGAAUUUUCAAAAGAUUUAGAUUUUGAUCUUCGAUCAGAUGUUGAAACGAUUACACUUUUCGCUGAAUUCUUUAAUAUAGUUGAUGAAAAUGAAAAUGGUUUAAUAACAAUUAAUGAAGUUGAAUCUCUUUUUGAUAACAAUAAUAUAACAACGGCUUAUGAUAUUCUUGAAGAUAUUUUGGAUAUAGUUGACGAUAAAUUAAAGGAAAACAAGAAAUCAAAUAAUACAUCUAUUGAUAAAAAUGAUGAUGACAUGGUUAAUAAUUAUUAUCGUAGUAAUGAAAAUUUUUCUAAUGAGGAAACUGACCAAGAAGAAGAUAAUGAUUAUAUUGAUGAACAUAAUGAUUUAUAG